AUGGAGCUGCCGCAACAAGGAGGCGCUCACGGCCAGGCGGCCCCCGACGUCCCGCCCUCGCCGCCGCUGUCCCCGGCCUCCGCCGCGACGGCCGCGCUGGCGAACGCGCGGUGGAACCCGACCAAGGAGCAGGUUGCCGUGCUGGAGAGGCUGUACGAGCACGGUCUGCGCACGCCCAAUGCGGAGCAGAUACAGCAGAUCACGGCCAGGCUGCGGGAGCACGGCCACAUCGAGGGCAAGAACGUCUUCUACUGGUUCCAGAACCACAAGGCCCGCCUGCGCCAGAAGCAGAAGCAGGACAGCUUCGCCUACUUCACCAGGUUCCUCCGCCGGCCCCCGCCGCUGCCCGUGCUGGCUAGGCCCCCCACGCUGCCUUACCCUCAUGGCCGGCUCCCGCCGCCGCAGGCGAUGGCGAUGGCGCCGCAGCCUGCAUGCAACAACGGUGGUCCGCAUGCGAUGUACAGGGCGCCAUGCUACAUGCCAGCGCCACAGGAGCCCGCGGCAAAUGCUGCCUACUACCAGCCGCAGCAGAUGGCAAUCCUAUACCCGAGAAUGGAGAUCGCCCAGGACAAGAUGGUCCCGGCUGCGGCGCAGGCACCGAACAACGCGACCGCUCCACUGCACAUGCUGCACUUCCCGCCAGCCGACGGCGGGGCAGCGGAUCACGUCGGCCCCAGCCGCCAGACUCUUCAGCUGUUCCCGCUCGAGCCAACCUUCGCCCUGCCCGACAAGGCGCGCGGCGCCGGCAGCGCCUCCCUGACGCCGACGCCGUUGACGGCGUCCGCUUCGCUUUCAGGGGAGUCCGAGAGCCUCGGGAGCCCGAACUCGAACGCUGAGACGCUGCCGUUCUAUGACUUCUUCGGGAUUCAUUCUGGUGGCCGCUGA
This is a messenger RNA of Phragmites australis (common reed), 885 nucleotides long. Its product is annotated as WUSCHEL-related homeobox 5-like. Lineage: Eukaryota; Viridiplantae; Streptophyta; Magnoliopsida; Poales; Poaceae. Gene Ontology annotation, molecular function: DNA binding; DNA-binding transcription factor activity. The coding region runs from base 1 to 885 and encodes 294 amino acids. The transcript has 2 exons. The record is from RefSeq and is a predicted model, not a curated record. Gene Ontology annotation, biological process: plant organ development.